AAUAAACAUCUGCCCUAGCAAGAAGCAGCGACUUCCCGUCUGACGUCAUCGCGUACCGGAACAACAAUUUUUGACGUGAACGUGACGUAAGGGUCAGGAGCUCUCUCUCUCAGCCAUCUUGGACCCCGAGCUCGAACCUAACCAACAAUGCCAGGUGAAGCCACAGAAACUGUCCCAGUGACAGAGCAGGAGAUGCAGCAGCCCCAAGUGGAGACGGCUGCUGCUGCUGCUUCAGUUCCUUCUGGUUCUAAGCCAAAGGCUAAAGGGGCUAAGGCUGGCUCAUCUCCACACACUUCUGCCCCCAAACCCGUUCCCGUGGGCCGCAAGAAGCGCUCCUCACUUUCUGCUUCUUCCUCUUCUCCCACUUCACCCAAAUCAGCCUCUGGCCCUCGUGCCACCCCACCUUGUUCUCCACUAACAUCUCCUUCAGCUAGCUCUCCAGGUGCAGGGAAGCCUGAGGCAAGUGUUCCGAAGGUUGUGAAGGCUGGUAAACAGGCAAAACCCAAGAAAGCAGAUUUUAAGCUUGCUGAACCUCAACAGGUAACCCGACCUUCUGCUGCACCUUCAGAGGCUAAAACAGAACCGGAGUCUUCCCCAACCUCUCCCAAGGUGGACCCUCUAUCUGUAACUCCAGUAGAGACAAAACCAACAAAAGAUGCAGGUCCUACAGCAGCCUCUCCUAAAAGUACUAUUGCUGCUCCAGUGAAGGCAAAACAGGAGAAGGGUAAAGCAGCUCCUUCAGUGAAAGCUGAAGCACCUGCUUCUGCUAAAGAUGUCCCAGCUCCAGUAGAGGAAAAAACAGAGAAGGUUGAAGCAACUACCUCAGCUUCAGUGGAGGUAAAACCAACAAAAGAUGCAGGUCCUACAGCAGCUUCUCCUAAAGGUACUGCUCCCACGAAGGCAAAACCGGAGAAGGGUGCUUCAACUUCUCCAGUGAAAGCUGAAGCACCAGUUUUAGCAAAGGUUGUGCCUUCUCCAGUGGAGGCAAAGCCUGUGAAGGGUGAAGCAGCUGGCCCGACCCCACCUGCAGGUGAUGUGCAGGUGAAAGGUGUUGUACCUGCUCCAGUACAGGCAAAACCAGAGAAGGUUGAAGCAACUACCUCAGCUGUGGCAGAGGUAAAACCAGCAAAAGAUGCAGGUCCUACAGCAGCCUCUCCUAAAGGUACUGCUCCAGGGAAGGCAAAACAGGAGAAGAGUGCUGCAGCUUCUCCAGUGAAAGCUGAUGUACCAAAAGGUGUCCCCAAACCAGUGAAGAGUGAAGCUGCUGCCCCAACCUCAGCUCCAGUUGAUGUGAAACAGGUGAAAGGAGUUGCACCUGCACCAGCUAAAGAUGUCCAGUCUCCAGUGGAGAAAAAACUAGUGAAGGAUGAAGCAGCUGCCCCAGCCCCAACUCCAGUUGAUGUGAAACAGAUGAAAGGUGCUGCACCAGCCUCUUCCAAAGUGGCCAUCCCUGCCACAGUGGAUGCAAAACCAUUAGAGGGUGUACCACCUACUCCUGUAGCUCCUGAGGCUUUUAAAGUAGUUUCCAAGACCGCUGUCCCUGCACCCAAAUCAUAUUCUGAGGUUGUGGCUUGUAGCCCACCCAAACAACCAGAGGUACCAAAGGUUGUUCGGGAGGCCCCAGUAGCACCUAAAGGGCCAGAAGCCCCAAAAGCUCCAACAGUUAUUUCAGAAACCCCUAAGAUUGCUGAAGUUCCCAAAGCUGCUCCUGAAUCUCCAGAGGCUAAGCCUGUACCUGCCGCCUCUCCGGCACAAAAAGCAAAGUCAGCUUCAGUGGCUCCUAAAGGAAAUGCAGAGGUCCCCAAAAAGUCAAGUGUUGCUCCAUCUAAUGCAGCAACCCCACCUCAGUCUUCCACUGCUCCACUGGCGGAUGAAGAUGAACUUCCUCCUCUAAUUCCACCUGAGAAGUCUGAGACACUGCCCGUUUUCCAGCCACAACCUGUAGCCGAGGCUCCACCUAAAGUAGUUAAAGCUGUUGUGCCUCCAGCUGGUCCUAAACCCAGUGUAACACCCGCUAAGCCUCAGCCUGACCCUACACCAGUUAAAGCCGCACCCAAACUGGAACCAGUAAUCAAGAACGACAAGGGGUCCGGCACUGAAUCAGACAGUGAUGAAUCUGUUCCUGAACUGGAGGAGCAGGAUUCUGCACAGACACAGACACAGCAGGCACAGCUUGCAGCUGCUGCUGAAAUUGAUGAGGAGCCUGUCAGUAAAGCCAAACAAAGCAGAAGUGAAAAGAAAGCAAGAAAGGCAAUGUCCAAACUGGGUCUCAGACAAGUGACAGGAGUUACCAGGGUAACCAUUCGCAAGUCUAAGAACAUUCUGUUCGUCAUCACCAAACCAGACGUCUACAAAAGCCCUGCUUCAGACACUUACAUUGUCUUUGGAGAGGCUAAGAUCGAGGACUUGUCCCAGCAAGCUCAGUUGGCUGCUGCAGAGAAGUUCAAGGUCCAGGGAGAAGCCGCAUCAAACAUCCAAGAAAGCACACAGACGCCCACAGUACACGAGGAAAGCGAAGAGGAAGAGGUUGACGAGACCGGAGUAGAGGUUAAGGACAUCGAGCUGGUCAUGUCUCAAGCCAACGUAUCACGGGCAAAGGCUGUUCGUGCGCUGAAGAAUAACAACAACGACAUCGUCAAUGCCAUUAUGGAAUUGACGAUGUAGGUGGAUAUCAGAGCAGGGCAGAAUGUGAUGUUGCUGAAUUAAUCUACACUAUUUGUACAAUUUAUACCCAAGAGAAAUAAAGUUUGGUUCAUGGC
Messenger RNA from Hemibagrus wyckioides, 2759 nucleotides. RefSeq names its product nascent polypeptide associated complex subunit alpha (gene naca). Gene Ontology annotation, biological process: protein targeting to membrane. The transcript is spliced from 9 exons. NCBI's taxonomy places the organism in Eukaryota, Metazoa, Chordata, Actinopteri, Siluriformes, Bagridae. The record is from RefSeq and is a predicted model, not a curated record. Bases 148 to 2664 code for a protein of 838 amino acids. Gene Ontology annotation, cellular component: cytoplasm; nascent polypeptide-associated complex.